Musca vetustissima is the source of this 1005-nucleotide messenger RNA. RefSeq lists its product as uncharacterized. The coding region runs from base 61 to 1005 and encodes 314 amino acids. NCBI's taxonomy places the organism in Eukaryota, Metazoa, Arthropoda, Insecta, Diptera, Muscidae. The transcript is spliced from 4 exons. The record is from RefSeq and is a predicted model, not a curated record. Gene Ontology annotation, molecular function: calcium ion binding; enzyme regulator activity.
AAGCCGAUUUUAAGGAUAUAUCUUUGCUUUAUAUCGGAUUAACAUCAAAGACUAUACAAAAUGACUGAACAAGAAUACGACAAAGAACAACUGAGAAUCUUGCGUAACGCCUUCAAAGCAUUCGAUCACGAUGACAAAGGUUUCAUCGAACACGCUGAUGUCCAUCAAAUCCUUGAAAUUCUCGGCCAAAAACUAGAUGAAAAGGCGGUAAAGGCCCUGAUCAAAGAGGUCGAUAAGGGCAACACCGGCAAAUUGGAUUUCAGUAAAUUUUGUAAAUUGGCUGCCCGUUUCGUUGAGGUUGAAGAAGAUGGUCCCGUGCUAAUGGGCGAGCUGAAGGAAGCCUUCCGUGUCUACGACAAGGAGGGUAAAGGCUAUUUGACAGUACAAACAUUGCGUGGCAUUCUGCAUGAAUUGGAUGAUAAGUUGUCGAAUCAGGAUUUGGAUAUGAUUAUUGAGGAAAUUGAUGCUGAUGGUUCGGGUACUGUAGAUUUUGAUGAAUUCAUGCAAGUGAUGACAGGUAAAAAUUUGCAUGACAUUUUUGUGCAUCAGCGCUUCACGUUUCCGCCGCCUCCCCAUCCCCCUGCUGUUCCCCUUCCCACAAGUCGCUGUCCAUGUCCCUCACAUCGCCAGCUUUUACAUCGCCGCUUAGAAAUGCAAUGUCAAAGAGUUCUGCAACAGCUGUGGCAACCCCUGAGUAACCUGCAUGAACGUUGUGUUCAACAUUAUGUUUGGCAUGUCCAACAACCUGUUUCGGCAUACCGACCAUCCACAUACAAAGAAACAACAACUGUGACCACAACAAAUACUUUAUCAUCAUCAUCCAAGACGUCGUCAUCGACUACUUCGUCGUCUUCGUCAUCAUCCUGUUCCAGUGUCUCAUUUUGUCGUCCACGUUUUCGUCCCCGCUUCCCUAAAUGGGUACCCAUUUUAACGCUGUAUCGUGAAAUUAUACAAAAUCCCUUUCGUCGUCGUCAUCGUUGUCGUUAUAUGAUAUCGUAUAAGUAA